CUACAACGACAAGUCUUCCGUAGCUUCCAGAGUUCCGGUCGGAAUAAUCCUAAUCGACGCCGACCCUCGAACUCAUCCAUCGAGUGACCAUGACAAGAUCAUCAUCAUGGCACCGAAUGUCAAACUUCCUUCGAAAGUAUCGCAAGAUCCCUCACUCCUCCUUCCAAACGAAAUGGAACGAAACCCUCAAGCACAAACACGCAAUGGAACAACUAAGAACCACUCUCGUCUCAAAUCCAACCUCGAGCUCGAACGUUAGCGUUAUACAAACACUCACAAACUCAUUCCACACCCUCAACUGCGAACCCACUCCACAAGCUUACAGACUCGUCAUCAAAACCCUAGCCAAAGCCUCCAACCUCGAGAGCAUCGUCUCUGUUCUCAACCACCUCGAAACUUCCGAGAAGUUCGAAACGCCAGAACCCGUAUUCAAAGACGUCAUCUUUGCUUACGGGCUCUCCGGAAAGACCGAAGAAGCGAUCGAUGUCUUCUUCAGAAUCCCCAAGUUCAGGUGCGCGCCUUCUGCUUACACGCUAAACGCUCUUCUCUCGGUUCUCGUUAGAAGGAGAGAGGGUCUUGUGAUGGUGCCUGAGGUUUUGGUGAGAGCUAGUGGAAUGGGAGUGAGGUUAGAGGAAUCUACUUUCGAGAUUUUGGUUGAUGCUUUGUGUAGGAUCGGUGAGGUGGAUUGUGCUGGUGAGUUAGUGAAGUACAUGAGUGACGAAAGCUAUAUCGUUGAUCCGAGUUUAUACUCUAAGCUGCUGAGUUCUGUUUGUAAACACAAGGACUCUAAAUGUUUCGACGCCAUUGGAUAUGUCGAAGAGCUCAGAAAGAUUCGGUUUUCGCCGGAUUUGCGCGAUUACACAGUUGUAAUGAGGUUCUUGGUGGAAGGAGGGAAGGGGAAAGAGGUUGUGAGUGUGCUGAACCAGAUGAAAUGCGAUCGAAUAGAGCCUGAUCUCGUUUGCUACACGAUUAUACUGCAAGGCGUUAUAGCGGACGAGGAUUACUCGAGAGCAGACAAGUUGUUUGAUGAGCUGCUCUUGUUGGGUUUGACUCCUGAUGUUUAUACUUACAAUGUGUAUAUCAAUGGUUUAUGCAAGCAGAAUGAUAUCGACGGCGCGGUUAAGAUGAUGUCUUGUAUGGAGAAGCUGGGUUGUGAGGCUAAUGUGGUUACGUACAAUAUAUUGAUAAAGGGGUUGGUUAAGGCCGGGGAUGUGAGUCGAGUGAAAAGUGUUUGGGAAGAGAUGGAGAGGAAUGGGGUUGAUAGGAACAGUCACACGUAUGAUAUUAUGGUUAGUGGGUUUAUUGAAGUAGACGAUGUUGGUUAUGCUCAGGGUUUAUUGGAGGAAGCUUUUAGCAGGAACUUGGUUGUUAAGAGAUCGAGAACAGAGGAAGUUAUUUGUAGGUUGUGUGAUAAAGGUUUGAUGGAUGAAGCAGUGGAACUUUUGCCACACCUUGUUUAAGGGCUCUUUAUAGAUGUAGACUAACUCUAUUAUACCUGCAAUUUUUCUUAUGUAUUUGGUCUUGUGGAUGAUAGCUAGAAUUUGAUAGAAGAGAUCAGGACUUUAUGUUAUCUUCAAAUAUUUAAUAC
Brassica oleracea var. oleracea is the source of this 1588-nucleotide messenger RNA. RefSeq names its product pentatricopeptide repeat-containing protein At2g38420, mitochondrial. Lineage: Eukaryota; Viridiplantae; Streptophyta; Magnoliopsida; Brassicales; Brassicaceae. Gene Ontology annotation, molecular function: protein binding. The transcript has a single exon. The coding region runs from base 90 to 1460 and encodes 456 amino acids. The record is from RefSeq and is a predicted model, not a curated record.